Molecule: messenger RNA, 345 nt
Organism: Heterostelium album PN500
Lineage: Eukaryota; Evosea; Eumycetozoa; Acytosteliales; Acytosteliaceae
Exons: 1
Coding region: 1-345 (114 amino acids)
Source: RefSeq, a predicted model, not a curated record
AUGAAAAUUUCAAUACAUAUCUCAAUCUUUACUUUGGUUUUAAUUUCCAUCCUAUUUUUCUUUGGCUCUGCCAAAGGUUAUGCAGAAGAAGAUAAUUGUCCAAAGAACGCUUGUUGUUUUUUUAGUCGAUCACAAUUUAGAGGAUCCAAAUUCAUAUGGUACAAGCGCGAUGGUACAGUCGAUUUACCAAAUGACCAUUCCGGUCAUGUAGGUUCCUACAUUGCAAAUAUCGAAUGCUGUCUACACUCCAACGAAAAUGAAAAAUACCAUAUUCGUGGUUUGAAAUUAGACUACACUAGAGAGAGAGGUGCAGUAUUAUCCAACAGAGUAUCUGAUAGAUGUUAA